Molecule: messenger RNA, 855 nt
Organism: Zingiber officinale
Lineage: Eukaryota; Viridiplantae; Streptophyta; Magnoliopsida; Zingiberales; Zingiberaceae
Product: glycine-rich RNA-binding protein 2, mitochondrial-like
Exons: 5
Coding region: 214-534 (106 amino acids)
Molecular function (GO): RNA binding
Source: RefSeq, a predicted model, not a curated record
GGCGGUGAGCGGUGCCGUAACCAAUCGUCGCCGGCCUUUCUCUCUCUACGCUGCUCUCCUCUUCCCUCGCCGUCGCAGUUUCCCUUCCGCAGCCGCCGACGCCUUCCCACCCCGUCUGAAGCAAUCCACGGUUUCCGUCGCAGCAAAUCUCUAUUUCCAUCUUUGAACUGAGCAAUUCUCGCAAGCUUUGAUCUGUAGAUAGGGAAACAAAAAAUGCGGCGUUCGAUGCUGAGGGACUUCUCACAGGCAUUUUCUUUUCCUGCGAGGAGGCUACUGGUUCGCUUCACUUCGAGUAAAUUGUUCAUUGGAGGCCUUUCUUUCGACACUAACGAAACUGCCUUACGAGAUGCCUUUGCCGAACAUGGUGAAAUUAUAGAAGUGAAAGUUAUAUGUGAUCGUAUGACUAGCAAGUCAAAAGGAUAUGGUUUUGUCCAAUUUUCCUCGCAGGAAGCAGCAACCAUCGCUUUGCAAAAGAUGCACGGUGAGUCAUUGGAUGGAAGAAACAUCCGCGUGGAAUAUGCAGAGAAGGCAUGAAGCUGCAGUUCGCGGUCGGGUUUCCAUUGAAGCUAUGUAACAACUAAAUAUCACAAAGUAUCUUCCUCCAAAGUUUCACCGUUAAGUUCAAUUAGUCGAGGUAAGCUUCACGGUGUUUCUUUCAAAUAGUUGCUCUUUUUUUUCAUAAAUUCAAGCCUAACAAAAAUAGUUAAUGGUAGAUCAGAUUUGUGCUUUUCUGGGUUGGGCUCUAUCUUUUAAGGCUAUUAAAGUUCAAACAAGUAGUGUUCUUCAUAAUGUGUGAUUUUGUACACGAAUUACUCCUUCCCUACGUUAAGUUUAUGGUUAUUCAUUUUCCUUUUA